UCUUGGUUCGUUCCUUUUCUCCCAGUUUGGACGCUCACUUCCGGAGAGAUCGUUCGUCAUUUUACACCGUGGAGUGCCCAUUUUUUUUUCCUUGAAUUUUCGGUUGGAAGUCUUCCAUCGCCUUCGAGUCAAUUGGCAGAUACUGUUGGUCGCUCCAUGGAUGUUAGCAAAGGUGCCUGAGAACUCUACAUUAAUGGGGAAUUUUGAAUUCUCAUUUACUGAAGUGAGCACUCUUCAAGCUAGCACUGGCAAGGUUACCUGUUGUGACUUUUCAUCAGAUGGGAAACUGCUUGCUACUGGUGGACAUGAUAAGAAAGCUGUACUGUGGUAUGCAGAUACUUUAAAGCCGAAAACAACUCUGGAGGAACAUCUUUUAAUGAUUACGGAUGUUCGAUUUAGUCCGACCAUGUCUCGCCUGGCAACAUCUUCUUUCGACAAAAUUGUCAGAGUCUGGGAGGCUGACAAUGCUGGUUAUUCUCUUCGGACUUUUAUGGGGCAUUCUUCUGUUGUUGCGUCUCUGGACUUCCACCCAAAUAAAGAUGAUUUUAUCUGCUCAUGCGGUGGGGAUGGUGAGAUAAGAUACUGGAGCAUUAAUAACGGCAGCUGUUUGAGGGUAUUCAGGGGUGGCACAGCCCAGUUGAGAUUCCAGCCACGUCUUGGAAUGUAUCUUGCUGCUGCGGCAGAUAAUGUCUUAUCUAUAUUGGAUGUAGAGACACAAGCGUGCAGGCAAACUUUGCAGGGGCAUACUAAGGCAAUCGAUUCUGUGUGUUGGGAUUCUACUGGCGAUUUAGUUGCGUCUGUCAGUGAGGACUCUGUUAGAGUUUGGGCAGUUGGGUCUGGUAGUGAAUGGGACUGUGUACAUGAAUUGAGCUGCAAUGGAAACAAGGCCCUCUCCUGCGUGUUCCACCCAACUUAUCCUUCACUUUUGGUGAUUGGCUGCUAUCAGACCCUGGAGCUUUGGAAUAUGGCCGAGAACAAGACAAUGGCUUUGCCAGCUCAUGACGGACUAAUUUCAGCAUUGGCAGUAUCAAAUGUGACGGGCCUGGUUGCUUCAGCUAGUCACGACAAGACAGUGAAGCUGUGGAAGUGAUACUUUGGCAUCUCCAGGUAUUUUUCCUAAGCACUCAGAUUGGAAGACUGAAUUCGCCGUUCCCAUCAAAGUGCAUGUAUCUUGUCCUUGUAUCAGUUGCCUCAGUACGCCCAGUUGGUGUCGUCUCACUGAUACUAAUUUAGAGCUUAUGAUGAGCGAUGGGAUUUAACUUUGUGACAUUUGUUGCUGUUGUACAUCAGGUGAUGACUUCUUUUGUCAAGUUGAAGCUUUCUGCGAAUGCUUCAGUGACAUGUAAUGUUUGGCCAUUCCUUAGAGAAGGAAAUGUUCUGAGAUAAGAAUCUACAUCAAUAAUUGCCGUCUUCUCUCGUUUGGAACUUAUAUCAUGUCUCUCUUGAACUUCAAUGUCAUUUAGUUUUCUGGUCGGAUUGAAAUUCUCAUUGUCGGUUUCAUUCUUAUCAACUUAAAGGGCCAAAAGAAACAGAUUUCGAGGAA
Molecule: messenger RNA, 1543 nt
Organism: Eucalyptus grandis
Lineage: Eukaryota; Viridiplantae; Streptophyta; Magnoliopsida; Myrtales; Myrtaceae
Product: transcriptional corepressor LEUNIG-like
Exons: 8
Coding region: 161-1090 (309 amino acids)
Molecular function (GO): protein binding; transcription corepressor activity
Source: RefSeq, a predicted model, not a curated record